UUAUGUUCAUAGAGUUUUCUUGUGCUGUUAAUGCGAUAUAGCUUCUCAAGUUCUCGUUUUCCAAUAGGAAUUAUAAAAUUACUGGUAUUCUGGUAACAAUUAAUUCGAAAGGACAAAUCUUCUGGUUUUCCACAAAUAACAAAUGAAAUAUUCUGGAAAUGGCAGAGGAACAGGAAAUUCGACAGCUAGAGCUACUUUGUAAACAACUUUAUGAAUCCCAAGACUCCACGAUAAGAUCAGAUGCAGAAAAAGCCCUUUUAGUUUUUCAAGACGGUCCCAACACUCUGGGGAGAUGUCAGAUACUUUUAGAUAGGGGCGAUUCAAGUUACGCCCAACUAUUGGCAGCAACAACCUUGACCAAGUUGGUUUCGAGGAGCUCUCAAGUGUUGAGCUUACAGCAGAGGGUGGACAUAAGAAAUUACGUCCUCAAUUACCUUGCAACCAGACCCAAGUUGACCAGUUUUGUGGUGCAAGCUCUCGUGACUCUAUUCGCGAGGAUUACAAAACUUGGUUGGUUCGACAGUCACAAGGAUGAGUUUAUAUUUAGAAAUGUAGUGAAUGAUAUCACUAAAUUCUUACAGGGCUCUGUGGAACAUUGUAUGAUUGGUGUCCAACUCUUGUCUCAGUUAACCUGCGAAAUGAACCAAAUAUCGGAAUUCGAAGCCAACAGAUCGGUGACCAAACACAGGAAGAUAGCCUCGUCGUUCAGGGAUACCCAACUGUUUGAAAUAUUCCGGCUAUCCUGCACCUUACUGGGUAACGCCAGAGAGAACUGCAAGAAUCUAAACUUCAACGACGAGAGCCAACACGGUCUGAUGACGCAACUACUCAGAUUGGCCCAGAACUGUUUAACCUUCGAUUUUAUCGGUACUUCGACAGACGAGUCGGCCGAUGACUUGUGCACUGUGCAGAUCCCGACCAGUUGGAGACCGGCUUUCCUGGAUUUCGCGACCUUGAAGUUAUUCUUCGACCUGUAUCAUUCGCUCCCUACCACUCUGUCGUCGUUGGCCCUUUCAUGCCUGGUGCAGAUAGCUUCCGUCAGACGGUCUCUUUUCAGCAAUACGGAGAGGGCUAAGUUUCUGACGCACCUAGUGAAUGGCGUCAAGCACAUACUGCAGAAUCCCCAGGGCUUAAGCGAUCCUCCCAAUUAUCACGAGUUCUGUCGCCUGUUGGCCAGAUUGAAGUCGAACUAUCAACUGGGGGAGCUGGUUAUGGUCGAGAACUACCCCGAGGCCAUACAGUUGAUCGCCAAGUUCACAGUCGAGAGUUUACAGAUGUGGCAGUUCGCCCCCAACAGCGUCCAUUACUUGUUGAGUUUAUGGCAGAGAAUGGUGGCUUCUGUGCCGUACGUGAAAGCCACCGAGCCCCAUCUUCUAGAAACUUACACGCCGGAAGUGACCAACGCCUAUAUCACGUCGAGACUGGAAUCCGUGGCCGUGGUCGUUCGCGACAACCUGGAGGACCCCCUCGACGAGCUGGGCAUGGUCCAGCAGCAGCUCGAACAGAUCUCCGUGAUCGGCAGAUGCGAAUACCAGAAGACGUGCACUCUGCUGGUGCAGCUGUUCGAUCAGGCGGCCAGGGCUUAUCAGGAUUCUCUGGGAGAUCCCUCGCAGCAGAUGGAAAUCACGAUUCAAGAGGGUCGUCUAACGUGGCUAGUGUACAUAAUCGGAUCGGCCAUCGGGGGCAGGGUGUCGUUCAACAGUAACGAGGAGCACGACAACAUGGAUGGGGAGUUGGUCUGCAGGGUGCUGCAGCUGAUGAACCUGACGGACGCCCGAUUGACCCAGGGCGGCUGCGAGAAGAUAGAGCUGGCCAUGCUGAGUUUCUUCGAGCAGUUCAGGAAGAUAUACGUGGGUGAUCAGGUUCAGAAGAAUUCCAAGGUCUACAGGAGGCUGUCCGAAGUGUUGGGUCUCAACGAUGAAUCCACGGUUCUCAGCGUUUUCAUCAGAAAAAUAAUAACCAACCUGAAGUAUUGGGGGCAGAGUGAACAAAUCAUCAGCAAGACGCUGCAACUGUUCAACGACCUAUCGAUAGGUUUCAGUUGCGUGAGAAAACUGGUGAAAUUGGACGAGGUUCAGUUCAUGCUCAACAGUCACACCAGCGAGCAUUUUCCCUUUCUGGGUAACAACGUUGCAGUCACCGAGAUGCGAUGCAGAUCCAUAUUCUACACUUCCCUCGGAAGGCUGCUGCUGGUGGAUUUGGGGGAGGAUGAGGAUAAGUUUCAUACCUUCAUGAUUCCGCUAACGGCGUCUUUCGAGAAUAUUGGAUCUAUGCUACCGCCGCCGGAUACGCCGCCUUUCGACACGUCGUCGUUGUUCGUUGGCGCCAAGAAGGCUCUCAUUGGUUUAGCGAGAGACUUGAGGGGUCUGGCCUACUCCUUCAACACUAAAACUUCGUAUAUGAUGUUGUUCGACUGGAUAUAUCCUAAUUACACGCCGAUAUUACUUCGGGCGAUAGAAAUCUGGUACCACGACCCUCAGGUGACGACUCCCAUCCUGAAAUUAUACGCCGAACUGGUUCAAAACAAAUCUCAAAGGUUGCAGUUUGACGUUUCGUCGCCAAACGGAAUUUUAUUAUUUAGGGAAGCAAGUAAAGUGAUAUGUAGUUAUGGUAGUAGAAUAUUGACGACGGAAGUUCCAAAGGAUCAAAUUUACCCUCUGAAGUUGAAGGGUAUCUCGAUUUGUUUUCUGAUAUUAAAAUCGGCCCUGUGUGGGAAUUACGUAAAUUUUGGAGUGUUCAGACUGUACGGUGACGAGGCUUUAGACAAUGCGUUAAACAUGUUCGUUAAAUUGUUGUUAUCUAUUCCACAAUCGGAUUUACUGGAUUAUCCGAAACUGUCCCAGACCUACUAUAUACUCUUAGAAUUCCUAGCUCAAGAUCACAUGAGUUUCUUGGCCACGUUAGAACCGCAAGUUUUUUUGUAUAUCCUUUCUUCCAUCUCAGAAGGCCUCACUGCCUUAGGUGGGACACUAAAUCUUUAUACAGAUACGAUGGUGUGUACAGGUUGCUGUGCCAUUUUAGACCAUAUUGUAACAUACUUAUUUAAGCAAUUAACUCAAAAAGCUUAUCCAAACAAGAAGGCGAGGAUAGGGAUGACUCCAAACAGUGAUAUGUUUUUAAAAGUUUUGGAGAUGCAUCCGGAAAUUCUUCAACAAAUUUUGAGUACUGUUUUGAAUGUGAUAAUGUUCGAGGACUGUAGGAACCAAUGGUCGAUGUCCAGGCCUCUGUUAGGAUUGAUAUUACUCAACGAAGACUAUUUCAAUCAGAUGAGGGAGAACAUACUGAGGAGUCAGCCUCCAGACAAACAGUCGGCGAUGGCGCAAUGGUUUGAGAAUCUUAUGGAUGGUAUAGAAAGAAAUUUAUUAACAAAGAAUAGAGAUAAAUUUACGCAAAAUUUGUCCAUGUUUAGGAGAGACAUCAAUGACUCGCUCAAGGGUCCAAAUAUUAGUUCUUCUGUCAUCGACAUGAUGACGUCAUAGUGAAACGCCAUUUUCGUAAGGGGACAGUUGAGAUAAAUGAAGUACAAGUGUAGUGAGAAUAACUGAAUUCUUAUGUUAUGCAGGUUUUGUUGCAUUUUAAUUGAAUAAUAAUUCUCAUUGUGUUGUGAUGUUUGAAUGUGUGGAUAACAAUUGAUUGUUGGAUGCUUGGAACGUUUUAUAUUUAUAUUUACAUCAGAAUGUAAAGAUUUGAUGAAAAUUCUAUGAUGAAGUCAACAAUAAAGAUUUUGAGUAUAUAA
Coccinella septempunctata (seven-spotted ladybird) is the source of this 3736-nucleotide messenger RNA. It is a transcript of the gene Ranbp16, whose product is annotated as exportin-7. Bases 159 to 3479 code for a protein of 1106 amino acids. The transcript is spliced from 13 exons. NCBI's taxonomy places the organism in Eukaryota, Metazoa, Arthropoda, Insecta, Coleoptera, Coccinellidae. Gene Ontology annotation, biological process: protein export from nucleus. Gene Ontology annotation, cellular component: cytoplasm; nuclear pore. Gene Ontology annotation, molecular function: small GTPase binding; nuclear export signal receptor activity. The record is from RefSeq and is a predicted model, not a curated record.